GGAGUGGAGGCGGAAGCGGAAGGGAAGCAGUGGGCGCUGAAACAUGGCGUGCACAUACACACGCAGAGUCAGGGAGAUGACAGCCGGCUUGUGUGUAUUUUCUGCGCUUAUCGCAACAUGUGUGAUGCUGCAGCCCUCAUCGGCCAAGCCGGGUAAAUUAAGAGAAAUCACAGAUGGUAACUGGGAGGAAAUCCUGACUGGAGAAUGGAUGAUCGAGUUCUUUGCUCCAUGGUGUCCGGCCUGCCAGCAGCUCCAGCCCGUGUGGAAUGAGUUUGCAGAAUGGGGAGAAGAUUUGGGAUUGAGCAUUGCCAAAGUGGACGUCACCGAGCAGCCGGGUUUGAGUGGGAGGUUUAUCAUCACAGCUCUCCCAACUAUCUACCACUGUAAAGAUGGUGUGUUUCGGAGAUAUCAAGGAGCCCGAUCUAAAGACGACUUCCUGAGCUUCAUUGAUGACAAGAAAUGGCAGAGCAUAGAGCCGGUCUCUUCCUGGUUCGGCCCCUCUUCCUUCCUGAUGAACGCAAUGUCAGCCCUCUUUAAGUUAUCCAUGUUCAUCAGGCAUUGCCAUAAUUACUUAACGGAGCAGCUGGGCGUCCCGGUUUGGGGCUCGUAUGGGAUAUUUGCUCUGGCAACACUCAUCUCAGGAUUGACUCUUGGAUUGGUGCUGGUUUUCGUCGCAGAUUUUGUGUUCCCAUCACGACGACUUUCACCAGAUUAUCACCACAGGAAACUGCUUGCGGGGCAGGUGCGUCUCCUGCAGCAAUCUGAAGAUGAGCAGGAAGCAGAUGGAGAGGAAGAGGAUGAUGAAGACGAGUAUGGGGGAAAGACUGAAGAGUGGCAGCCGGUGGGCGGAGCCGAGGCUGUCAGAAGAAGAGGUUUGGGUGUGCCGGAGGAGGACACCUAGAGGACUGGAGAGGAACUGCCUCACUGUGCACAAAAUCGCUACACAAACCACAUUGCAACGGCAAUGCCCUCACGUGCUGCCAUAGCAGUGCUCAUUGAGCUUGAUGAUAUCACAUAUGAUGUCAUAGCUCCCUUCUGAAAGAUUGAUGUGGUUGUGCUUUUCUCUCUAUUUUGCCGCAGGUUUGCGCUUUCUCUUUUCCAAAAAGCUUCAGUUUUAAUUAUUACACCCCUUGCUACGCAUUAUGUGCACACAGUGUGUGUGUGUUAGAGCAGUGCUUCUCAAAGCUGUCCUGGUCACCCACCACUGCACAUUUUUAUCAGUAACACCCUAUUUAAGUCUUGCAGUCUCUACUAAUGAGAUGAUGAGUUGAAUCAGGUGUGUCAGAUGAGGAUGAUUCCCAGGACAGCUUUGAGAAGCACUGUGUUAGAGGAAUAUAAGCACCAAUUUCACGACACACAGCUGCAAUAUUCCCCUUACAAAUACUGAGCAAAUAACCAAGAUCAAACAACGACCUCACUGUGAAAUUAGGCUUUUGGGAAUAUGAAAGGUUUUGUGCUUUACUUUGUAAAUAUUUUAUUAUUUGAGCUUUUUUGGAUGCCUGCUAUAUAAAGUUGGAAUGUUCAGUUUGCUGUUUUAAAUGUCUUUUCUUCCAUAUAGAGAUCAGAUUCAUACUUUUUGUGUUUGGUUUUUGUGUUAUUGAAGCUUUGGGAAUGAACUAACGUGUGUGUGUAUGUGUGUGAUUGUGAUUAUUAUUUGACACCGAAAGACACUUUUAUUAGUUGUCCCAUAGACCUGAUUUGUGUUCUUAUGUUUUACUUUAAAAUGAGUUUCAUUCAUUUUACCUUCCACACCUGGUUUCCUUCAAUAUUUUUUGUUGAAUAACGCAUAGGCAUACAGUAUCCGAUUCGUUUGAACUGGUGCAUCACGUUUUCUUUCAGGUGUUUUUAUGUUACAGUGGAUUUUAGGAUGUAUAUUUGAAUUGUAUCUUGGUCUUCCAAGUAGUUUUCUUCUUAUCUUUACGUUACUAUACUUUGACCUCGGACCCUUGACUGAUCCACUAGAAUUAAAGUGCUUCUCAAAAUGUUCUGCUUAAUUGUCCACAGCAGAACGAUUCUAACGUGUGAAUGUCUGCAUUUACAACUUUAUUGCUUAAAGCGUGUGUGUGUGUGUGUGUGAGAGAGAGAUUUUGGAAUGUUUCUGUAUUUGAGACUGUAAAUCAGCACUGUUAAUAAACAGUCUAAAGCUGA
This is a messenger RNA of Rhinichthys klamathensis goyatoka, 2148 nucleotides long. RefSeq names its product thioredoxin-related transmembrane protein 1 (gene tmx1). The record is from RefSeq and is a predicted model, not a curated record. NCBI's taxonomy places the organism in Eukaryota, Metazoa, Chordata, Actinopteri, Cypriniformes, Leuciscidae. The transcript has 8 exons. The coding region runs from base 44 to 901 and encodes 285 amino acids.